AUGUCCUCGAUCGCGAAGAUCCCCACGCGCGUCUCCCCCGUGCUCGCGUCUUGCCACUUUUGCGUCUCGCAGUUCGGGUGGCACGACGAGUUAAUAAACCGGGACAAGUUACCCUUGAGACGCGCGUCGAUGACCUGCCUCUCCUCGCACGUCUUCUCGUCGAUGAUCUCGCCGGUGUACUCCACGAUGAACCGUCCUUUCGGGACGUUCUCCGCGGCGAACAACCCCCACCCGCGGUGCUCCGUGAGCAUGAUCUUGUUCUUCGGUAUGGACAACAGGUGGAACGGGCGGUUGCUGCACGAGGGCCCGCACGGGCACACGCGCGGGUCGCACGUCGUGUGGCACGUCCGGUUGAAACACUCCUCGCCACAUCCGAGCCUCGGGACCGCCGCCGCGGGGGUCUUGGGUUCCGUCGCGGCGUUCGCGGGCGCGGGCGCGGUCGCCGCGCCAGCCGCGGCGUCGCGACCUUCCGCCUCCGCGGCGGCUUUCUCCGCGGCGGCUUCCUUCUUCGCAGCCUUCUCCGCGCGCUCGGCGUCGCGUUGGAUCGCCAUCGCGACUUGCGCCGCCGGCGAUGCGACGCACAUGCACGGCUCGGCUUCUUCUUUUGGGAUCAAACGCGGCGGCGCCUGGCAGAUCCACUGGCACCGGCGGAGCAUCUCGAACGUCGGCGGCUUCCCGAGCGCUCUGACCUCGAACGGGAGCUUGAACUCGUCCACGCCGAGGGUGCUCUUAACCGCGGCGGCGAAGUCGUCGCUCGUCGGAUAGGCCGUCAACGCCGUCAGCUUCGGAUACUUCACCUUCGGCAUGGCGUCCAACGCAGCCUGCUUCGCCGCCUCCGCCUCCGCUUUCGCGAUCGCCCUCAGUUCCUUCUUCGUCGGCGGCUUCUCUUUCUUCGCCGGCGUCGGCGGCUUCUCUAUCUUCGCCGGCGGCGGCGGCUUCUGUUUCUGUUUCUUCGCCGGCGGCGCCUUCUUCGGCGUCGAAGCCGUUCUCUUCUUCGGCGCUUUCGGCGCUUUCGGCGGCGGCGGCGACGGCGGCGGCGUCGGCGGCGCGACGUAAUCGUACCACCCCACCGGCCGCGCGGUGGGGUCCUUGACGAACGCGCACGCCGCCUCGAUCGCGGACAUGAUCCCCUUCCGCUUCGACACCGCCCAGUGCCCGUGCUGCCACCCCAGCGCCCAGCCCUCGACGACGACCGCGUUAGGUUUCUUCCCCGCGUCGAUCCACUGGUACUCCGACGUGCCAAAAAACUGAUACGCGCGCGUCGCAUCGCCCGCGGGCUUCUUGCAUCCGGGCGGGACGCGGUCGUGGUGCGCGGUCGGGACCAUCUGCGCGGGCCACCACGGGUAGCCCUUCAGCU
Micromonas pusilla CCMP1545 is the source of this 1357-nucleotide messenger RNA. RefSeq lists its product as uncharacterized. The transcript is spliced from 2 exons. The record is from RefSeq and is a predicted model, not a curated record. NCBI's taxonomy places the organism in Eukaryota, Viridiplantae, Chlorophyta, Mamiellophyceae, Mamiellales, Mamiellaceae. The annotation marks the transcript as partial.